Molecule: messenger RNA, 1437 nt
Organism: Aspergillus ibericus CBS 121593
Lineage: Eukaryota; Fungi; Ascomycota; Eurotiomycetes; Eurotiales; Aspergillaceae
Product: ammonium permease MEP2
Exons: 6
Coding region: 1-1437 (478 amino acids)
Biological process (GO): ammonium transmembrane transport
Cellular component (GO): plasma membrane
Molecular function (GO): ammonium channel activity
Source: RefSeq, a predicted model, not a curated record
AUGGCAGAAUACCCUGUCGCCUACAAUGGCACCGGGGCAACCGGUGGUAACUCUCUGACGGAAGAUCUGAAUAUUUACUACAGUUCUGGAGAUAUCGCUUGGGUUAUCACCUCUACUGCUCUGGUGUUGCUGAUGAUUCCUGGUGUCGGCUUCUUCUACUCAGGACUUGCCCGUCGGAAAUCCGCAUUAUCGCUAAUAUGGCUUUCAAUCAUGUCGGUUGGGGUGGUGUCCUUUCAGUGGUUCUUCUGGGGAUACUCGCUGGCCUUCUCUCACACGGCUGGAAAGUAUAUUGGUGACUUGAACAACUUUGGAAUGAAGGGUGUUUUGGCAGCACCAUCGGUCGGCAGCUCCAAGGUCCCCGAUAUCCUCUUCGCUGUCUUCCAGGGAAUGUUCGCGGCCAUUACUGUUGCCCUUGCAGUGGGUGCAGUUGCCGAGCGUGGUCGCAUGCUGCCUUGCAUGGUCUUUAGCUUUGUCUGGACCACCAUCAUCUACGAUCCGCUUGCUUGUUGGACCUGGAACUCGUCGGGUUGGGUUUACCUGUUGGGAGGUCUCGACUUCGCUGGUGGUACCCCCGUUCACAUCGCCUCCGGCUCCGCCGCAUUGGCAUACUCUCUCAUGCUCGGAAAGCGUCGCGGACAUGGCACCCAUGAGCUCAAUUAUCGCCCUCACAACGUCACGCAUGUGGUUAUUGGUACUGUCUUCCUCUGGGUUGGAUGGUUCGGAUUCAAUGCCGGCUCCGCCUUGGCUGCCAACCUGCGUGCUGUGAUGGCGGCGGUUGUCACGAACUUGGCCGCGUCGGUGGGUGGUGUCACCUGGUGCAUCAUGGACUACAGACUGGAGAGAAAGUGGUCGACUGUCGGUUUCUGCUCUGGUGUGAUUGCAGGUCUUGUUGCCAUUACCCCGGGCUCAGGUUUUGUGACUCCAUGGGCUGCCUUCAUCUUCGGAGUCGUCGGUGCUGCUGCUUGCAACUACGCGACGAAGCUCAAGUACGUGCUUCGUGUCGACGACGCCCUGGAUAUCUUCGCUGUGCACGCCAUUGGAGGUCUUGUGGGCAACCUCUUGACUGGACUUUUUGCUGCUGAUUAUAUCGCCCACCUCGAUGGUUCCACGACUAUUGCCGGAGGUUGGAUCAACCACCACUACAUCCAGCUCGGCUACCAGCUGGCCGACUCCAUUUCCGGCAUGGCCUAUUCAUUCUUUGGCAGCUGCAUCAUCCUCUUCGUUAUCAACCUGAUCCCUGGUCUGCACCUGCGCAUUCCCGAGGAGGAGGAAAUUCUUGGUGUUGAUGAUGCCGAGAUUGGCGAAUUUGCCUACGACUACGUCGAAAUCACCCGCGACGUCAUUGGCGGCACCACCCCCGAGGGUGGCGAGGAGUCUUCCAAGCGCACCAUGACUCCUCCCAACGGCAACGAAGAGUCCGUAGAGACCAAGGCUUAA